GUAUUUCUAGAAUUUUCAAUAAUGUUUUGAAGCCAUGACAGAAUCAUUUUGAGAGUAUUGAUUAAAUUAUAGGGUAUAUAUAAUUUUUGAAUUAUUUUUAGCUAUGGAAAAUGAUUAAAUAAUCAGAAAAAAUAUUUUUAUAAAUUAUGUCUCGUGUCUUUAUUUUGAAAUGAAGUAUUACUCCGCUGCGCAUGUACUGUUUCUCCAAUCGUUGAAGAAGGUCAGCCAUUUCGAUCUUCUUCUGAGUUCUUCCUAUAGCCUCAUAGUUGUUUAGACAGACGCUCACAAAACCGGCGCUUAGUUUAUUUGUUUGUUAGGGCUUAAAAUGCGAGUGAAGAACGAAAUGGACGAGGACGAACAGGGGACAUUGGUUGAAGACGUGGAUGGCCAGAACAGCUCCAAUAACGCUGAGAAACUUUUCGUAGGAGGGCUUAGCUGGGAGACCACCCAAGAUAACCUGCAGAGGUACUUUUCGCGGUAUGGCGAGGUGAUUGACUGCGUGGUGAUGAAGAACUCUGAGAGCGGGCGGUCGCGCGGCUUUGGAUUUGUGACUUUCAGCGAUCCGGCCAACGUGCAACUCGUGCUUCAGAAUGGACCGCACCAGUUGGAUGGUAGAACGAUCGAUCCAAAACCGUGCAACCCACGCACACUGCAAAAGCCCAAGCGGAGCAGUAGCUAUCCCAAGGUGUUCCUGGGUGGACUUCCCUCAAAUGUCACCGAAACUGACCUGCGCACCUACUUUAUGCGAUUUGGUCGCGUCAUGGAGGUGGUCAUCAUGUACGACCAGGAGAAGAAGAAGUCCAGAGGAUUCGGGUUUUUGUCUUUCGAAGACGAGGAAUCUGUGGAACGUUGCGUUGCUGAACACUUUGUCAACCUGAGUGGAAAACAGGUUGAAAUAAAAAAGGCGGAGCCUCGUGAUUCGAACAAGAUGAAUGACGGUUCGGGCAACAACCAAUGGGGACCUCCACAAGGAGGCGGUCAUAUGGCGAUGGGCGGAGUCAGCUACAAUGGCAUGGGAAUGGGAAAUCCCAGCGGUCAGAUGGGCGGACCUAUGGGCAGUAUGGGACCUAUAGCACCUGGGAACAUGAUGCAGAGCUAUCAGACCGGCUGGGGAUCUACACCUCAGACCCAGGCCUAUCCUGGGCAGUGGGGCCCCUCGGGUACCCAGCCACCCAUGAAUGGGUAUGGAACCCCGUCGGCCCCAGGUGGCUACCAAGGAUGGGGCGGGCCCCCGGCCCACCAGGGCCAGCAGAUGGGGCCUCCCCAGUGGAGUGGGGCAAAUUACGGCGCGCCCCCUCAACAAACUGGAUAUGGAUCUUACAGUGAGAUGUACACACGCGCAGGAGCAGGGGGUGGUCCCACACCGGCCGGUCCCACUCAGCCGGGAGCUCAGGCAGCGCAGAAGCCGGCCAGUGACUACAAUUACGGCGCCGCCUAUGCUAACUACACUCCGGACUCGACCAGCUAUGGCGGAGGACGCAGCUAUGGGGCGGGACCGGACACAGCCGGUCAGACCACGGCGGGAGACGGAUAUAGUGAAAAGCUAAAGGAUGACCCCUACCAGACAGGAGGUGAUGGAUAUGGAGGUAGUGUUGGACCUCAGCGAGCAUACACAGCGCAGUCGCAGACAGCCUACCACCCCUAUAGGCGCGCUUGAGGGGUUGACGACGACAACAUCGUUGUUCUAUGCCGCCUCAAGCAGACAUCAUCAUCAACAACAACAUAACAAUACAUCGUUUUACUCCUCCACACAACAACAUGAACAACGCCUUAUGGCCACAACAUCUGCCACUUCUGCUCUAUUCGACAACAACAUAACGGUACAUCAGCAACAACAAUAUCAGAAUACCAGCACUGUAAAGUUCGUUGAGAAGAUGUUGUACAAUGCUUGAGUCGGCAACAACAUUUGGUGUAUGAGACAACAACAUCUAAAUCGAAUUUACUUGAAACAACAGUAAUUGAUGAUGAUGUUGUUGUUGCCUACUAAUGGAAGGCGCCAAAUUUGAAUUUUCAUUAGUGUCGUAGCAAAUGCCCCUCUUUUUUCAGAAUGAUGUUAAAGGCACUAAAUUUGAAUUAUUUUCAUCAGUGUUGUAGCAAAUGCCCCUCUUUUUCAAAAUGAUGAUGUUGCUGCCUAACAAAAGGCGCCAAAUUUGAAUUUUCAUUAGUGUCAUAGUGAACGCCCCUCCCUCUUUUUUCAAAUUUAUGAUGUUGUUGCCUAACAAAAGGCGCCGAAUUUGAAUAUUCAUUAGUGUCGUAGCAAAUGUCCCUCUUUGCUCAAAAUCAUUCAUCUUUAGGGUCGCUUAUCAACAUUGUAAUUCAUGUUUUGAUGUUUACAAAACAAUAAACUCGCAAGUUUGUUGAGAAGACAUGUAACUGAAACAAGAUAUAAUUCUCUCUCAUUGGUGUCAAUUGAGCUUCAAAACUUUUGAUAUUGUUGUAUUGGUGGUGUGUACUGUGUCUAGAGCUGUAUAAAGUUGGUAACAGUGUAAAUGAUAGUUUUCAUACAAUUUGAUAAUGUUGUGGAUGGCGCCAAAUUUGAAUUUUCAAAAAUGUCAUAACAAUGCCCCUCUUCUUUCAAUUCUGCUCUAAAUUUAUCACUUUGAAAAAUUGAUAUUGUUGUGUGUCUAGAGCUGUGUAUCAAGGUUGGUAAAACAAUUAAAAUAAUGAUAUACUCAAUACUUUGUACAACCAGCUGCUAUUUAUCUUCAAUUCUGAUAUUUUUUUGUAAAUCUCACAGAUCUUGAUGGAAAAUAUGAAGUAAUUUACUGAGGUUGUAUUGUUAAAUUGAUUAUGGGUAAUAUUAAUGAAUUCAGAUUUAGUUUCUGUAACAUUUGAAUUGUAAAGUUGUAUUUCCAAAUAUGAUUAUUUUAUUUAAAAAGUAGCAUAAACCUGAUACUGUUUGGUGAGAAAACAAUAGGAGAAGCCCAUAACUGUCCACCCAAAGUUUGGAUGGAUUGAUAGAAGUUUCCAUAAAAAAACUUUCAACAGGAUUUAACAAUAAGAACUAGAUAUUUUGUUGGUAGAGUUGGUGUUCCAGCUGUUCAGCAUUUGAAAAUGAUAAUAUUCUGUAAUAAUUUAUAUUUUUGAUGAAUUAUUCACAUUUUGCAAGAUAUUACUUCUUUUUUGCAUUCCUUUAGUUGUAAAACUUGAGUUUUGCUAAUAAACAACUCCCCACUGUUUUAGUAAUACUUUGUAUACUUGCUGUGUAUCAUGAUACAGUAUCACGUAAAUGUGAUACAGUAUCAGUUAUGUUGUGAUACAGUAUCACGCAUAAUGUGAUACAGUAUCAAAUGGCCACUUCUGAAACCAAUAGUAAUUAUUACAGGUUUUCAUCAACUAAUAUAAAUAUAUAUGUGUGUGUGAGCCUUGUAAUUAAAAUGUAUUUGUAUUUUGAUGGGUAAGACAAUAUUAUUAUUACAUAUGAAUAGCAUUAAAAGGCCAUUAUAAAUAGAACAUUAUCAGUCCAUGUUAUUUAAUACACCUCAUUCAUAUAUAUUCAGACUAUAAAUUUGUAUAAUUUAUUGUAAAGUUGUGUUUUUAUAAUCUGGAGAGAAAAAUUCGAUUUUUUUAUUUUAAUUUAUCUAGCACCCACCAUUUUACUGGAAUUUCGCCAGAAAGUGUUGUGAUGUCCAAUGUAUAUGUUUAAAGCGGUCAACUUUCAUGCAAAUAUGUGUAUGCUUUUUUUUCGAUAAAUAUGAUCAUGUCGCUUUUUAUUUUUUAAAUAAAUUUGUUUUCUUCUUCAUAA
This is a messenger RNA of Nilaparvata lugens (brown planthopper), 3745 nucleotides long. RefSeq names its product heterogeneous nuclear ribonucleoprotein 27C (gene Hrb27C). Lineage: Eukaryota; Metazoa; Arthropoda; Insecta; Hemiptera; Delphacidae. The record is from RefSeq and is a predicted model, not a curated record. The coding region runs from base 326 to 1657 and encodes 443 amino acids. Gene Ontology annotation, cellular component: cytoplasm. The transcript is spliced from 14 exons. Gene Ontology annotation, molecular function: RNA binding.